AUGACGCCCUUCGGCUCAACGGCUGACUCGCAAGCCGCGCUGGCCACUGUGCAUGACUCGCUGUCCAAAGUGCGCGAAGCGCUGCGCGACUGCAUCUCGCUUCAGCCGCCGCCCGUGCCCUCCGCGCCCAUCAGGCGGCCGUCUCAAAAAAUCCUCGCAUACACCGUGAUGGCCAAGGUCGCGCACGACGCCAUCAUCCGCAAGGUCGACUCAGCGCGGCGCAACUCGCAGGCCGACAUCGCUAUGCUACAAAAGCUCCGCCAGCGCUCCGCUUGCCUCGGCUACGAGCGCAUGCUCCUGGAGAGGCAGAUCGACGCGCAGCGAGCCGUCAAGGCCCCGACGGUGGACAAAGUAUCCGUCAAAUUGCCGCACCCGGCCCCGCAGAAUGCCUCGGAAGAGGAGUCCAUGGACGUGCAUAUCGACACCAUCAAAGCCCUCUGCGCCGAGCUUCAGAAGAGGCAGCGUGUCCGCGAUGAGGUCGACGGCCUGGUCAAGCGGACGAAGAGGAAGAGGGAUCAACUCGUAACUAUGAAGGACGACCUUCGCUCUCUGCCCAGGGCCGUAGCGACGUUGAGGAAUGCGAUUGAGCCGGUGCGCAAGCUGCUCAAAGUCGGCGAGGAGCUUGCGGCUAGCCCGCCAGAGCUGGCACAGAUCAGGUUAUUGCCAGUCCCGUUGUAUGUGCUUACACGGGAGGCAUUCGCCUUCCGCACCAUGUUUCCAAAAAUCUUGAACAUCUCCCUUUUGGAGGAGCAGGCCAAACUUGAGGGGGUUUACCGCCCUCAUCCACGGCUUGUGCGCAUGGAUAUACAGGCGGGCGAGCAUAUAGGUGCGGGUGUGUGCUUGCAAGUGUUUUUCAGGUUUCAUCCAGAGUUGCACGUGGUUACUGUGACAUCGCGGAUAGCAAAUAGCGAGCAACCGUCUGCCAAGAUGGACGGAAAGCUUUUGCAAUUGCUCUUCCCUUAUGAUGUUGGCGAGACGUCGCCAAACCCGUGCAACUCACACCUGGAGAACGGGGCGUUUUCAUUUGAUGUAUCAAAGGCUGGAGGGGCAAGACCAUUUGUAUGGGCAAACCUACUAUGUGGUCUUCCGUGCUUGGAGCGGUUUGAUACGGUGAACGAGAUAGUAGGGGCUGGGUGGCCUACUGAAGCAGCCGGCCAUGAGGCGCAUAUUCGGUUCAAGGAGACGGUACUUUCGCUUCAGAAUCGUUUAUGCAUGGAAGUGGCUCUGCGAAAGCAGUUGGAGGCUCUUCAAGCAAAACGAAUGCCCAUUCAGGCAGGGGAUUUGGGGUUUAUGGUGGAACCAGAGGCACGUUUGGAAAUGUUUGCAAAGUGUAAGUCAAGGGAUGAAGAGAGCAAGAACGGCCUGGGGGGGGAUAAUGUGAAUGUGAUGUUUAGAGAGGUAUGGGAGAUGCGAGUGUGGAGCGGAGAGCUGACGAUGGGCUGUGAUGUGGGUAUUGCAUCCAACUAUCCAACGGGGACCCCGUGUUUCAGGUUAAAACUUGAAAAAGAGCAGAGGGAUAUCAGUGAGGCAGAUAUGCUAAGACUGGAGCAGAAAGUCAACAUGUAUAAGAUGGAAGGUGACCUGGAGGAUAAGAGAGAGUUGUUGCUAAGUGGUCAAAUUUUGACAUUGUUGGAGGGUGUGGAUAAGCUGCAGGGAGAACGAAGUAGUUCUGGGAAGGCUCGAGUGAAACGCGGGACGGAGAAAGUACCACCGAGUCUAGCUCGGUUACUCACGUGA
Molecule: messenger RNA, 1737 nt
Organism: Chondrus crispus (carragheen)
Lineage: Eukaryota; Rhodophyta; Florideophyceae; Gigartinales; Gigartinaceae
Product: THO complex subunit 5 homolog
Exons: 1
Coding region: 1-1737 (578 amino acids)
Biological process (GO): mRNA export from nucleus; positive regulation of DNA-templated transcription, elongation
Cellular component (GO): THO complex part of transcription export complex
Molecular function (GO): mRNA binding
Source: RefSeq, a predicted model, not a curated record